This is a messenger RNA of Schizosaccharomyces japonicus yFS275, 1609 nucleotides long. RefSeq names its product TOM complex subunit Tom40. Bases 382 to 1425 code for a protein of 347 amino acids. Gene Ontology annotation, biological process: transmembrane transport; protein import into mitochondrial matrix; protein insertion into mitochondrial outer membrane. The record is from RefSeq and is a predicted model, not a curated record. The transcript has a single exon. Gene Ontology annotation, cellular component: mitochondrial outer membrane; mitochondrial outer membrane translocase complex. NCBI's taxonomy places the organism in Eukaryota, Fungi, Ascomycota, Schizosaccharomycetes, Schizosaccharomycetales, Schizosaccharomycetaceae. Gene Ontology annotation, molecular function: transmembrane protein transporter activity.
UUUUUUAUUCUUGUUAAAAUAUGCUACACCAAAACUGCUGUGACUGCAGCGACACAAUGGCCGUUGGAGGAAGGGACCACCACCACCACCACAGCACGUUCACACGCCCCAGAUAAAAGACAAAACUUGGUCACGCAGUACACACACGCAAACCUCCCUCUCGGUACACACACUCCCAUAAAACGCUUACGUUGAGAACGUUGCACUUCAUAACAAUCUAGUUGCAGUUUUCGUCUCACGUAACUCCAGUAUAAGUCUUUUUGUUACUUUGUUUGUUUGUUCAUUCACUCAGGAACGUAGUUGUCACAACUCCUGACUGUAUUAUUUCGUGUUUUCUGUGAGAGGCAAAAAAAAAAUUAGUAGAUUGUGCAGAAAAGAAAAAUGGAUUUUUUCUCGUCUUGCAAAUCAGCCGUCAGUGGCUUCUUUAACAAAAUUGAUGAGGUGAAGGCUCCCUUGAAGCUCACGAACCCCGGAACGGUGGAAAACUUGGCAAAGGAGGUGUCGAGAGAUAUCCUGCUGACGAACUAUGCCUUCACUGGUGUCCGAGCUGAUAUCACCAAGGGAUUUUGCACGAGCCCAUGGUUUACAGUGUCACACGCAUUCGCCUUGGGUAGCCAGGUGUUGCCUCCUUACUCGUUUAGCACGAUGUUUGGAGGUGAGCCCCUGUUUCUGCGUGGCAGCGUUGACAAUGACGGUUCUUUGCAGGCUCUUGCGAACUGCACCUGGAACUCGGACAUCACUACAAAAGUUCAACUGCAAUUGUCCAAGGGUACUGCACCCAGCAUGUGUCAGAUUGAGCACGAUCACAGAGGCAAGGAUUUCAGUCUGAGCCUUAAGGCUAUGAAUCCGUGGUUGGACGACGACAGAUUGACGGGUAUUUACAUUCUUUCCUAUCUGCAAUCAGUCACGUCUAAGCUUGCUUUGGGUGUGGAAGCCCUUUGGCAGAAGCCUGCUCCCUCCGUGGGACCUGAGGAUGUUGGACUCAAUUACGUGGCCCGCUAUAACGCUGGCGACUGGAUCUGGACGGCUCAUUUGAACGGCAGCCAAGGCGACUUCACCACAACUUACUGGCGCAAGUUGAGUCCCAAGGUGGAGGCAGGUGUUGAGUGUCAGUUGUCGCCCGUUGGUCUGAACCGUCAAAUGGCUAUGCUCGCGGGACCCAAGCCCGAGGGUUUGACAUCUGUGGGUCUGAAGUACGAGUUUGCUCACAGCGUUUACCGCGGACAAAUCGACAGUCAAGGAAAGGUUGGUGUGUACUUGGAGCGUCGACUUGCUCCUGCUAUUACUCUUGCAUUCAGCAGCGAACUUGACCAUCCCAAGCGUGCAGCCAAGCUUGGUCUCGGUCUGAGUCUCGAGCUUCCCGGCAACGACGAAAUGAUCCAACAGGUUGAACAGCAACAACAACAACAAUCACAAGUCGCUUAAAGGGUUAAGCCAACACGUCUACUUCAUUCUUGAUGAUUUUGACGGAGGAACGGUGCGAUAUUCGUUAAACUCUUUCUCCGUUUUCUCUUUCCCAUACCACUUUGCUGCUAUCCUUAUUACAGCUGCUGCUUGCAGAAGCUCCCUCCUUCCAGUCACACAACAAGAACCUAGUCCUGUAACAGCA